AUGAUUUUGGGCAAUCGGGCGGCAGGCACGGGGUUCUCUUCCGCCUUGUGCGCGCCCAAGGCCCUCUCGUCCGCCAGGGCCCUCGGAAGGCGCGGGGCCGCACCGGAGAGAGCUCGAUCGGGCGAGAAGCACCAGCGGCGCGGCGCGGCGGCCGGGGUGAAAGGCGAGGGCUCUGCGGGUGGACCCGCGCCGCGCCGCGCGGAUGCCAGUGGCAGCGCCAGAGUCCGUGCCACUCGCCACCUGCAGCGAUUGGAGAGAGCCCUGCGCCAAGCAGGGCGUUUCCAAACCUGUAUUUCGAAGGGUACGUUCAUUCUUGGGCAACAAAAUAUCUCCCUUGACUUCAAAAAUCGCAAGCGCAUCGGGCGUUCCCACGUUUCUCCCAGCCCUGUUGCAUGUGCUGCCUUGGAACAACACACAGCACGUGUGCCCACUACGUGCCGUCUACUUAGCGUGGUGACGCCAAUGCUAGACGGCAGUUCUGACUCGCUGCGCCGCCAGAGGGGACAGGAAAAGAAAGUGAUUCCUAUAUGUUCGAGGUCUGAUGUGAAGGCCAUGACUGACGCGUGA
Messenger RNA from Gryllus bimaculatus (two-spotted cricket), 567 nucleotides. NCBI's taxonomy places the organism in Eukaryota, Metazoa, Arthropoda, Insecta, Orthoptera, Gryllidae. The record is from the annotation of a GenBank genome assembly.